Molecule: messenger RNA, 948 nt
Organism: Linum tenue
Lineage: Eukaryota; Viridiplantae; Streptophyta; Magnoliopsida; Malpighiales; Linaceae
Source: the annotation of a GenBank genome assembly
CUUGGGCUUGGGCCUGGGGAGCAUGAGAGUGCGUGACUCGUCAAAUUUCAGAAAUCCGGGCCCAGAUCCAUUUUGAGCUAAGUUGGCUCAAAGAGUUUUCGUGGAAGGGAAGAGUUGAGCGUUGAGAGUCGGUGACCCGAUCGGCGAUCACAGGUGAGACCACCACUGAGCUGACGGCGGCAGAAAGCCACUCCGAUCCGAUCCCUUUCUCGCUCCAAUGGUGCGCAAGCGUUACCAAGAAGCCAAGUCAGGCAUCGAGUAUCUGAAAUCGCUGAACUACAACAAGUACCUGAGCAGAGUGGGGAUCGGAAGGGACGACUGGCACUUCUGGAAGCAGAUAGGCAAGGCCCUGGCCUGCACUUACACCAUCUUCGGCCUGGCGUGGCUCUACAACGAGACCUCUCCGCUGGGUUGGUGGACGCUGAAGCCGAGACCCAAGGAAGAGAGGGAGCUGGCGCAUCUGUACGAGCGGCGGGAGUUUCCUUACCCUGGCGACACCGAAGCCAUGGAAGAGUUCGUCGCCAAGGGCGGGAUGAUCGGCACCACCAUCGGCCCCAAGGGCGUGGUGGAGACGACGGACAAGGAUUCGUACAAUUACCAGAAGGACCUGCAGAGCAAGAAGUUCGAUCAGGAGGCCGGGAAGCUGUGGAUCAGGAUGAGGAAUGAAGUCAUUCAGGAGCUGCAAGAGAAAGGUUUCGAGUGAAUCGUCAUAAUACCCAUGAUCACAAACAUCCCUUUUUUCAUUUCCCUUAGAAAGAUCUAAGGCACACUGUUCCUAUGAGAUGGAAUUCUGCAAAUCCUUACUCCAUGUUCAUGUAGAAUUUGGAUCAAGUAACUGUUCAUGUUGAACUGUUAAACAGUAGUGCUUGGACCAUUGUCGUCAGUAUGUCUUUUUAGGUUCGAUGAAGAGAGAAUCCACACAAAAGUGACAAAAAUGGGGACGAAAAA